UGAAACAAGUCCCAUGAUACAUUUUCCCGCUAUCCAAACAAGCUUCGAGUAUUCUUUCAGACACCGACUUAUUAAAUAAGAUACGUUGGGUCGUUUUUGUCGGCUCAACUGCAGUUGACUUUCUUGAUAGGAAAACCGGUCUAGUAAAGAGAAUCGAGAUCCCUACAGUUGAAUUGUCGAAAAAUAAAAAAGAACGGCACCAAAAAACGCGGCUUCAACCUGCAAAGUUCGUGCACUUACGCGACAACAGCACACCCAACACAGCUGUGGUUUCAUUUUUAAUAUUUUAUACUUCCAUACAGUCAUCACCGAGGCAUAUACAAAUUAAAAAUAUAUAUUCCUUAAAUUUAAUAUUAGAAUAAAAAGAAUUAUUUAGAUCUAUCUUGAGACUGAUUCAACAGAUCUAUCAAAUACUACCCAGAUCCAAAUUUGUCAAAAGAGAAGCCUUUUGUUUUUUGGGUCUGAUAUCCGAGAUGGAAAGUUCAAGGAGUAAUAGAGUGGAGAAGAGAGGGCUUGAGCAGGGUGUGGAGGAUGAUGACGAGCAUGUUCAUGGAGCGAAGAAGCCAAAGUUGCCGGCUUUGGCGAGUGUAAUUGUGGAAGCUGUGAAGGUAGAUAGUUUGCAAAGACUUUGCUCAUCUUUGGAGCCUCUUCUCCGCAAAAUUGUCAGUGAAGAAGUGGAGCGUGCUUUGACAAAACUAGGACCUUCUCCACUGGCUGGAAGGUCUCCACCAAGAAUACAAGGUCCAUGUGGAAAAAACCUGCAACUUCAUUUCAAAACAAGAAUGCCACCUCACCUAUUCACAGGUGGAAAGGUUGAGGGAGAGCAAGGAGCAGCCAUCCACGUUGUCUUGCUAGACCUGAAUACAGGCAGUGUUGUGCAAACUGGGCUGGAAUCAGUAGCGAAACUGAACGUUGUGGUGCUUGAAGGAGAUUUCAAUGAGGAGGCUGAUGAGGCUUGGACCAAAGAGCAGUUUGAAAUCCAUGAAGUAAAGGAACGUGAAGGGAAAAGACCACUUCUAACUGGGGAUACACAGGUGAUCCUCAAGGAAGGCAUAGGAACUCUCGGAGAUCUUACUUUCACUGACAAUUCUAGCUGGAUAAGGAGCAGGAAGUUUAGGCUUGGCAUUAAGGUUGCCCCUGGAUAUUGUGAGGGAAUUCAAAUUCUUGAGGCUAAAACAGAGGCUUUUGCGGUGAAAGAUCAUAGGGGUGAAUUAUACAAGAAGCAUUACCCUCCUGCUUUGCAUGACGAAGUUUGGAGAUUGGAUAGAAUAGCAAAGGAUGGAGCACUGCACAAAAAGUUAAUCAAGGCUGAAAUUGUUACUGUUGAAGAUUUCCUCCGCCUUCUUGUCAAGGAUCCACAGAGACUAAGAAGUAUCCUUGGAAGUGGAAUGUCCAACAGGAUGUGGGAGAAUACAGUGGAGCAUGCAAAGACUUGUGUCUUGGGUGGGAAGCUUUACAUUUACUACACUGAUGAAAUCCGCAGCACUGGCGUUGUGUUCGACAAUAUUUAUGAGCUCAGAGGCCUUAUAACGGAUGGGCAGUUCCUCCCUCUGGAGUCGCUUUCCCACAGUCAAAAGAUUUCAGUGGAUACUCUGGUGAAGAGAGCAUACGAGAAUUGGCAUCAAGUUGCGGAAUAUGAUAGCAAAGUCCUGAACUCCCUCGCCAGUACUAAGAAGGAGAUAAGAGCCUCACCUGCACCAAUAGCUGACCACAACUAUGCCACAGAUCAGACUAUAACAACUCUUCAGAACAGGCAGCAAUAUAGCUCUGAAUUGAGCACACAAAGUCACUAUAACAACCAAUCAGUCCCUCAGUUGAUUGAAUUUCCAUUUGUGAGGUCUAUUCAAACACCAGUUAUGACAUUAAAUAAACAAGCAGUAUUACCAGGCAACAUAGAUUGUAUGUCAGCUGGAACUCCUGCAGUUGGUGGUUCAUAUUUUUCAGGAGAUUGGUCUCAACCAAGGAAUGAACACGGAUCAGAAGAUGUUUUUGCUGAGGAAAUCCGCCUUAGGAGUUCGGAGAUGUUGGAGAGUGAUGACAUGCAGAGGCUGCUAAAGACAUAUAGUAUGGGCGUCGAUGUUGGAAUGGGGGUUGGUUUUGGUCAUCCCGAUGAGGCUUGUUUCUCUUACAGUGUAGAAUAUGCGCCUCAGAUGGAUGGGACAUCUAGGCAUGAGCAUGGCCGGAGCUCAGGGAAAGCUGUUGUUGGAUGGCUUAAACUUAAAGCCGCUUUAAGGUGGGGGAUAUUCGUGAGGAAGAGAGCUGCAGAAAGGAGAGCUCAGCUUACUGAGAUAGAUUGAGUUAAAUACUUGGAUCUGAUGUCAUCUCAGGUUCCAGUGAGAGAAUAUAACUCAGUGCCUUGAAAUUCCUUCUAAUUGUCCAGAAGACACAUAAAGAAAUGAAAGGACGGAAUUUAUUUGCAUUAAGAUUGAAGGGCUACAAAUGAUUUCACUUUUCCUUCUUACUCUUUCUUGAAACCGAAGAUAUACCUGUAAAGAGAGGAGAAAGAAGAGUCAUACAUCAAGUUUGCUCGAUGUGUUUACCUCUAUUUACUUGUUCCAAGCAGCACCUUUCUCUUUGUUUAUUUUCCUUCUCCUAUGAAUUACCACAACUUAUUUCCUUUCAUCUGUUUGUAAUAUCAUUAUUCUUUUUCUCCAAACUUAUUCACGAUAUAGCGUUUCUCAAUAAUAAUAAUCUUUUAUUCUCUA
Juglans regia (Persian walnut) is the source of this 2705-nucleotide messenger RNA. RefSeq names its product calmodulin-binding protein 60 E-like. Bases 474 to 2297 code for a protein of 607 amino acids. Lineage: Eukaryota; Viridiplantae; Streptophyta; Magnoliopsida; Fagales; Juglandaceae. The record is from RefSeq and is a predicted model, not a curated record. The transcript has 8 exons. Gene Ontology annotation, cellular component: nucleus. Gene Ontology annotation, molecular function: sequence-specific DNA binding; DNA-binding transcription factor activity; calmodulin binding. Gene Ontology annotation, biological process: regulation of salicylic acid biosynthetic process.